Molecule: messenger RNA, 351 nt
Organism: Dentiscutata erythropus
Lineage: Eukaryota; Fungi; Glomeromycota; Glomeromycetes; Diversisporales; Gigasporaceae
Source: the annotation of a GenBank genome assembly
AUGGUUUUUGCUAUAUUGUUUUUUUCUUUUUAUUCAACCUCUACAAUAACUUCAUCAAUCUCUACAACUCAUUCAACUCGUCUUUUUGAGCGAUCAAUGAACGCUAAUGAAACUGUUGCAGAUUAUAUAAUUCCAUCAAAAUCAUUCUUUGAAUAUCAUGCAGAGUAUAUUGGAAGAAUAUUUGCAUGGGCUUGUACUAUAUUGUAUUUGACAAGUAGAAUGCCUCAGAUAUGGAAAAAUAAUCGUGAUUACCUUGAAUUAAAUAAAGAAAAUGUUGAUAGUGUUGAGUAUAGUAGAUUACCGCUUAGCGACGGUGGAUUCAUUAGUAUUGAUGGAAAUGAUGAAAUUUAA